Messenger RNA from Monomorium pharaonis (pharaoh ant), 13206 nucleotides. RefSeq names its product tyrosine-protein phosphatase 99A (gene Ptp99A). Gene Ontology annotation, molecular function: protein binding; protein tyrosine phosphatase activity. The record is from RefSeq and is a predicted model, not a curated record. The transcript has 19 exons. Gene Ontology annotation, biological process: protein dephosphorylation. The coding region runs from base 3374 to 7105 and encodes 1243 amino acids. NCBI's taxonomy places the organism in Eukaryota, Metazoa, Arthropoda, Insecta, Hymenoptera, Formicidae.
AAUUAAUAACUUUUUUCUCUUGUAUAAAACUAUCAUUGUUAAUAACGAUAAUGAAUUGUUUAAAUAUUGAAUAAUGAUGUAACUUUCUUUGAUUGUUUUCAGUAUAAUCAGUAAUUCUUUUAACUACAAUUGAGAUUGUAAAAUAUUAUAUCAACAGCCAUAAAAUAGCAAGUUUGAAAGCAUUCGUAAACGCACUCGUCAUUAAUUGACCAAUUUUUAUAAUUAAAAAAAAAUUGAAUAAUGACCCUUAGAUUCACAUAAGCAAAUAAAAUCGAUACCGUAUUUCUUCACCGCGGGCUAUUUCUCAUGGUUAAUAAGGUGGCAUGGCAUGUAGUGAGGCGUUGUCACUUCGGUGACGUGGCCACCACGGCUUUGGAACUGGACAAUCAUCAGCCAUCCGUUCGCGUUAUGGCUUAACGCUUACACCAUAUUGAGCUUAAGAGCCUCUUCGUGCCUCUCAGGCUCUUUAAAGGCUAAGCUACCCAAUAGCACCAUAUACCCGUUCUCUCAUAUUGCCCGCUAAAUUCUAAUAUCAUAGAACCUUCUGCUUUUCUUCAUUUUGAUAGGAAGAGAGAAAAACCCGUUACCGUUUCUUUUCCUCUCCUCGUUUAAAAAUAUAUAGACUUUAUCGGACCGUGCGCGCGGUGAGAUGCACACGGCAUAAAAACGCCCUCUUAUUCUCGUUCCGCGUUAUCGAGGUAUCACUCUUCGAAUUCACGGUGCAUUCACAAGCGCGUAUUGAAAUUGAAUCGCAACGUCGCCUGUGACACCUCGCGAAUAUAUAUUAUACCUUCCGCGGAACGUGGGACGUAAUGAAAUAUCGAUAAACACGGAACGAUCGCGGAAGACCGUCCUGGGAAGAUUGUCGGCGACAGUGCGGAAUACCGGGCAGACGUCAGAAUUUCGAAACGGACGGAGGCAGAUCCGGGGUAGGAUCGCCCACGGCGGAUGAGAUUUGCAACGGCAGCGUGGCCCAACGCCCGCCGGUUUCGCCAACGUGAUGCGUUGCAUUAUUCACUUCUACGCUAGGGUGUAACGCGCGACCACUAUCGUCCGUUUCGCCUUCCUGAAGCCCGUCUGAAACCUCCGCGGCUUUCGGACUAACUCCGACAGAGGCUUUGGCAUCGAUACCGCGAAGCCACCUUCGACAUUCGACCCGGUGGUUUCUGUGCUCGGUGCAAUUAAUUCCUUCUAAGUGACGACCGUAGAACGACUACAACCGCGUCACGUCGAACGUGACUUUUUUUCAUUGUCAAUUUACGGUGAUAAUUAAUUUGAUUGGCUCGGAAACAUUUCCGCGAUAAUUGUCAAUAUAUUCUUGAUUUUUUUUUGUAUCGUUCCCGAAAAUUAAACAAUCCUUUGAUGUUCUUAUUUUUAACGAUUAUCUCUGUAUUAUUUUUAAUUAUAAUAUUGUUACUUUAUUGUUACUAUAUAUUGUUACUUUAAGUAAAACAAUGGAGUUAGACAAUUUAAUUGAAGAAAUAUAUUAAAUUGGACUGAAAUUUAAUUUAUUAUUUACUAGAUGCAUAUAUUAGGUGAACACAGUUCACUUUAAACUAAACAGUCUUGUUUCUUGUUUCAUAACUACUUGUUUCCAUAAUUAAAAUAAUUCAAUACAUGGAGAAAUGAAAAUACCAAAAUUCUUAACUUAUUUAAUUUCUUUAAUAUCUAACUGUGAUCCAACAAUUAAAUACGAUUAUAAUUUAAUCAUAAAUAUAAGACAUUAAUUAGGAUAAUUAAUUUAAAGCAAUUCACGCGUAGGAAUGCAUAGAAAACAUUAAUAGGAAGAAUGUAAAGAUUAAAAGUCCAUUACUCAGAAUCUCAUAGGGAUUUGCGUGUAUGUUAGCGUGGCAAUUCGAAGCUUUCAAAUAUGUCAAGCGACAUUACUUAUCGAUUCAAUAUUGAUACGCCGCCAUCAAUGAAAUACUCCGCUACGUAUUCGAGAUAUUACGAAAUCCAGGUCUUUAUCUCUCUUUUCCCCGCUCUUUAUCUCUGCCUUUCACAUAUACGUGGUACACGCAAGUAUUUCAACUAUGUCGACUACAAAGUUCCUUUCGGUAUCGACAACCACACGGACACCCGCGCGCGCUUUGACUCUCACAACGAAACGUAUAAAUGCAGCUGCGCAUUUGACUCGGAUUGAAAUUUUCGGUGAAUAUUCCUCUCUCUCCUGAUCUUCUGUCCUCUGGAUUUCGCUGGAGAUUUUCAUGGUCCAAUUCGCGCUGUUGUUCACUCCGAUGAUUCGCCGUUGUGGCGAGUCUCCGGUAUAGGAGAAAGACAGCACGCGUUCCAUUUCUACCAAUUUCUCUUUUACUAAACGUAACUAACUGACGAAAGUCUUUAUAACAACGAUACAUAAAGCGGCUAAUUCCAUUAUUAUAAAUUUAAGGAAGUACGCAACUCUUUUUAAUGCGUAUCUACUUGAUUUAUCUUGGCAAUUAUUAAAUUCUUCCUCGUAAAAGUUUUGUUCGGGAAAUUUAUGCAACAGUCUGCUUGUAUUUUUCCGUUCUUUUUCGUAGCUUCGUUGACAACUUCUUCGACUAUUAACGAACUUUUAAAUGUUUACAGAAAAACGGACGUGCCGUGUGCCGAAUAUUAUUUCAAUAAUUAUCCCGAAUAAGCACAGUGACUAUAUUUUCUCAGGGAGAAUAAAAGACAAAUGUAAAAAUUUUAAAGUUUUCCUACGUGUUUUCAAAUUAGUUGUGACUGUCAGAAAUCUGCGCGUUGCGAAGUUUUCUUGCGCAGUUUUCUGAUAGUUUGAAACUGAUUUGAAAAUCUGACAUGGAUUUUAAAUAAUAAGAAGUGAAAACGGAUCUAAUCAAAAUAAUUUGAAUUAAACAAAAAUUGAAAGAAACACAAUUUGUUCAUUAAUACGAUUUCAAACAUUGGAAUGCUGAUUAAAAAGAAUUUGAUUGUAUACUUAAAUUAUUCCUCUAUUUAUGUGCUUUCGAAAUAUGUACACCGAAAUUUUGAUCUAUCUCUUCUGCAAACCACCGCUCUCUCCCCCGAAUGAGCAUUUACUUUUCUGAUUACGUACUUAUUUCAAAAGCGACAGCUUGUAUUUUAUCGUGAUAAGUUUUUUUUUUUUUUUUGUUGAAAAGCGCACCAAGGUGACCAGUCGUUUCCUUUCCCUGUUACUUUUAAAGUUUCGGCAAGAAUCUCAGAGUUUCAUCGCGGAAACACGGAGGUAUGUGAGAUCGAAGUAUCUGUCGGAAUUCCACGGUUUCCGUGUCUCCAUUCUUUUAUGUAUAUCAAGUGAAUAUUGCGCGCGAAUCGCGUAUCGGGAUUUAAUCGAAUCAAACAGGUGAUCGCCCCCCGCGUGUUUUCUGGUUCGCGUGAUUGCCAGUGACAAUGCGAGAAAAACUAAGGACACAUGCUACAGCAGAAGGAAGGAAAGGAGAGAAAAAUGAGGCUACGACGACGCGACGCAUCGGUCGAUGUGCCUGAUCCACCGGAACGACCACUUGUCAUAAGUUACACGUCCAAAGCCGUGAAUAUAUCGUGGGCACCUGGUGUUAAUUCCCACAACACUCCAAUUUCGCAGUACGUCAUCUACACCCGCAUCGACGAGGACGGCCCGUGGAACGCGACGAAGGAGAUCAUCACGCCGCACAACGACACGUUCUACACCGUCGAGAAUCUGAGGCCGUUCACGGUGUACAGCUUCCGAGUGGCGGCGAUAAAUGAUUUAGGACGCAGCAAGCCCAGCCAGGCGUCCUAUUACAUGGUGACCCUCCGCGAAAUUCCAGAAGGAAAACCGACCAUCACGGCGGCGCACAAUACCUCAGCGACGUCUAUUUAUCUGGCAUGGAAGCCGCCGAGCCGCGACACCAUACACGGCGAGUUCCUUGGGUAUCGCAUCGGGUAUCGGCGACGCGAGAAAGCGGAUGAAGAAAUGAAGAACGUUUACAUUCGCGAUCCCGCUGUCGACAACCACAGCAUUCACAAUUUGGAUACCUUCACGCAGUACCUUGUCUCCCUGCAGGUGUUCAACCCGGAGGGUCACGGACCCGCGUCGACCGUGACCGUGAUGACCGACGAGGGCGCGCCGACAAAGCCGGAGAAUCUCACCUCCCGGGGAAUCACCGGGACAACCAUUGAACUCUCGUGGUCGGAGCCCGAGAACGCCAACGGUGUCAUCGCCGGUUACCGUGUCUACUACAUGCAUUCCAAUUAUACGGACGUUAAGAUGCACCUACCCGACAAAUUGUCCGCGGACGCCGACUACUCGGACAUCGACUUCGUCCUGCGAGAACUGCACCCGUACACCGAAUACAAGAUCUGGGUGAAGGCUUACACGCGGAAGAACGAGGGUGAGCCAUCCGAUCAGAUCAUUCGCAGGACCGACAUAACAGGACCGAGCGCACCUCAGAUUUUGAAUUUAACCUGCCAGUCCCACGAGUCGGUCUACGUACACUGGGCCAGACCGGCGCACUUUUGGGGCUCGAUCGAUUACUACUACAUCAAUUAUCGAAGGGACAAUACGAGAGGACCCUAUGAGGAAAUCGAGCUAUCGGCCGACAAAAAUCAUCUCGAGAGCGGGGCGAUUAUACCCAACCUGACGGUGAACACCGUUUACGAGAUUAUGGUACGGGGGGCCACCAGGAGCACAAUAGACAGCCGCCUGAUCAUUCAAGGCGACAGCUCUAUACCGACGAAGGUGUUGGUCACCCGCGAUUGCGACAAGAUACCGCCCUUGAUGCGCCGCAGUAGCAAGGAUCUCAGCGCGGGCGUGAUCGCCGGUAUGGUGUGCGCCUGCUUCGCCGUGAUGCUGGCGAUUACGUCCUUCGUGCUGUGGAAACCGAUCUUUAGGAAAUGCUUCCACACUGCCUACUACUACCUGGAUUACCCGCCGCGCAAUGUUCCCACUCUUCAAGAAUGGGAGAACAGCGAGCAGGACGGCGAGAGGACCGCCGUGGCCGUUCAGCAAUUCGUUCAGCAUGUCGCGAGCCUUCACGCCGACGGUGACAUCGGCUUCAGCAAAGAAUACGAGCUGAUACAGUCCGAGGCUGGCGACUACACCGUGGAGAAUUCCCAGUUCGCUGAGAAUAAGGCCAAGAACAGAUACUUGAAUAUACUCGCGUAUGAUCACACUCGUGUGCAAUUGCUCUCCUGCGGCGGUGGGCCGCCUAAAAAGGGCCAGGAUUAUGUUAACGCAAAUUACAUCGAUGGUUGGCAAAGGGCACGAGCUUAUAUUGGUACCCAGGGUCCGCUCCCGCCUACGUUCGACGGUUUCUGGCGGAUGGUCUGGGAGCAGCGCGUAUCAAUAGUCGUAAUGAUUACCAAUCUGGUCGAGCGAGGUCGUAGGAAAUGUGAUAUGUAUUGGCCUAAGGAGGGGACCGAAACGUAUGGUUACAUUCAAGUAACUUUAGUAAGAGAGGACAUUAUGGCCACGUACACCAUCCGUACUCUUCAAAUUCGACAUUUAAAGCAGAUCAAGAAGAAGAAAAAUGGGACCAAUAUGGGCGAGCGCACUAUAUGGCAGUAUCAUUACACCAGCUGGCCUGAUCACGGCGUGCCCGAUCAUCCAUUACCCGUUCUAAGUUUUAUUCGCAAAUCGUCCAACGCUAAUCCGCCCGAGGCUGGACCCAUUGUAGUCCAUUGCAGUGCUGGCGUUGGACGUACCGGAACGUACAUUGUGAUCGACGCCAUGCUGAAGCAAGCUAAGGCCAAGAGUGAGAUCAACGUGUUCGGUUUCCUCAAGCACAUUCGCACCCAGAGAAACUUUUUAGUUCAGACGGAGGAGCAGUACAUCUUUAUUCACGAUGCCCUGCAGGAGGCGAUCGAGAGCGGCGAGACCAAUAUUGACGCCAAUAACUUAUUAAAGCAUAUUCAAGACAUGCUGUGUCCAUCGAAUAACAAGACUGACGCGUGGAACAACAUCGAAGCACAAUAUAAGUUGGUGACGUCGUGGAAACCUAAGGACUUCAAUCUCGUAUCUGCUACCAAAGCGUGCAACGUCCACAAGAAUCGUAACAUGGACAUUAUCCCUAUUGAGAACGCGCGCGUUCACCUGACGCCGAAACCCGGUGUCGACGGAAGCGACUACAUAAACGCGACAUGGGUCUCAGGCUUUCAACGCAACCGGGAGUUUAUCAUAACGCAGCACCCGAUGGAGAACACCAUAAUGGAGUUUUGGCAAAUGAUGUGGGACCACAAUGCGCAGACUAUCGUCAUGUUAACUCAGUGCGACGAGGAAUAUCCGGAGUUUUGGCCUAUCGAAGGGAAGGAUCUCGAGUCUGAAACAUUCCGAGUACGACUCUGCGGAACAAAGGAGACCGUGAACGGGACGAUCUUGUUGGAGGUCGCGGUUCGAUCGUUGCAGGAUGAUUACGAGCUCAGCGCUAGGAUUGUUCAAGCGCCGUCGAAUCAGAGCGGUUUGUGGCCGCACAACAACAAUCCGAAGACUUUCGUCAGCAUCAUCCAAGACUUUCAUCGAGAUUAUCAAAACGGUCCUAUUGUUGUGAUGGACAGGUAUGGUGGAGUCGAGGCUGCACUCUUCAUUCUGCUGACUACAUUAAACAAGCAAUUAGAUUUUGAGCAAAGCGCCGACAUCUACAUGUUCGCGAAGCUGCUUUACAUGAAGCGACCUGGCGUUUUCCGUUCAAAGGAGGACUAUAUAUUGCUGUACCAGUGUCUGGAGUCCAUGCUAUCGACGAAAGGCCGUGCAGAGCCAGACCUCUACGCCAUGGCGAACGGACACAUCGCAACGUUAAACGACCCAAACGAGAUCAGGUCGGCCUCGUCGAUUCAACACAUGCCGAUAGAUUAUCCAUCCAAAUCAUCCAUCAUUCGCGAAUACGCGACCGUAGAAGUCAGUUCCGAAUACUUGUCCGACUAUACCAUUCCCAUACGCGUGGAUCAUCCGAUCGAGUCGUCUAGCAGCCGUGGGAGUGAACCCUGCCUCUCCUCCCACGGCGGCAGCAACGAUCACGUAGUACCGUCGGAGAAAAGCAUGGUGGUGUCACAGAGAAACAUUAGUUAUCAUAAUCAUCCACCAUCCGGCGUCUCCGUAAUGGUCGAUGCUAACGGUUAUAUCACAAAUGGCAGCAUGCGCGUACCCUCCGACAGUAUGGAGCCUACCUGCAAGAUGAUGCCACAAUGAUGCCGGCCUAUCUUCGGUUGCAGCGCACCCUCGCGAAAGUCGGCCCCGCUGUAAUCGAGACUCCCCGACGCUACAAGUUUAAUCGCAACCUGACUGAUCCUCGCGACGCAGAGGAGGUGAUAAUUCGCAUUCAAGGAAGAACUGUAGAAUCUUCGAGCGGAUUUCUUAGUGUACAUAGAGCUAACGUAAAUGUUAAAACAAAAGCCGAAAAAAACGUGAUAGAGAAGAAUUUCGGUAAGAGGAAACCCGGUUUCCGGCGCGCGACCGAGCAGUGCCAAACAAAAGAGACAAAAUUGCCGCCGAUGCACGCCGGAUGGGCGAUGCUUAUCUUGUCCAUCGUGUAAGUUUACGUUGAUCAUUCUUAUUUUGUGUAUAUAUUAUACAUUGCAUAAUUAUUAUACACGACACACACGUGCGCGCGCGCGACCGCGCGCACUUAUGCAUAAUACAUACAGAUGCACACACAUACACUUUACAUAAAACUAUAUAUACAUAUGUAUAGAAAAUAUGUGUAAGAAACUUAUGUGUUGUACGUGUGUGUGCGUUAUGUGCGUGCGCGCGCGUGCAUGCGUGUGUAUAUGCGCACGUCGAAAAUCCGACAGCUCCGAGUUGCCAAAGAAUAAAUUACGAUAGCCUAAAAUCGUUAGGACGAUAUCGCGCGGAUGGGUGUGUGUACAUAUAUAAUAUAUACGUAUACACGUGUAUCCAAUUAUUCUACGUGUUUUUUAGUUUAUUGUAUACAUAUGCGUGAGGGUGACAUCGGGCAAAUACGCUUCGCACAUACGAAUCACGAUUGUCGCGCGCGAUAACGGAAUUCAUUUACGAGCGUCUGCCCUCUCUCGUUUUUCAUCCACUUCUCGAUUUGCGGGCCCCAAGCCCCCGAACGAGCGACAUUUAUCGUGCUCGCUACUGCCAUUUAGCGACGAUACACCGCGGUAUCAGUCGCCACGAUCGUCGAUCGUCAAUCGUUAAAAUUAAGUUUGGACGUGUGUGAUUUUACGCGUAGAUCGCUCUUCGAUACGCGGUACUCAAAUCAAAACUACGUGUAUAGCAAACGAUAUCAUACAAUUUACGUGUACAAUUCGCUUCGCGUUACGCGGAACAUCCGUAAACGAAAUCGAACGCACAACUUCGUAGAAAACUAUAGACGGCUUUUGAUAUGACGUCUAACGCGCAACGUUAAGGUGCAAUUUCCCUCUAUGAGAAAUAGCGGGGAUUCUUUUUAUAGAUAACGUUCACGUAUGAAGAACACAAAGGCAGAAUUAUUCGUUAGAAAACAUCAGAAAGACGCGCGUCUACUCGCGCUGUGUGACUUACGCUUUCUCUUUAAUUAAAAACGUAAAGUGAUAUACACAACUCUUUUACGAUGAUGACAAUCGCGAUAUUUUAAUUUACUAUUAUUGUUCGUAUCUUGCACCCGGGAAUCGUGAAACAAAGCGCAGCGGCAUUUUAAAUUUCCGCACUUUUUAUAUCGAUUAAUUGUAUUGACUAUGUUGAGAAAUCUGUUUAUAAAUCAAUCGACAUUUAAGCGAAUAAUUAAUUAUACGUUCCUUAUUAACGUCAUUUGCGUAAAGUUAGUCGACGUAAUAAGGGAUGCACGUAUGACAAAUUAUAAGAAAUGCAUAUCUAUAAUACAAAGUACCUAAUAUUUAAGUUUUUGUCGCUGAAUCUACGACGAAGACAUGAACCUUACGAUGAGAAGAAGUUGAAAAUCGUUAUCGGGAGAAAAGUGGUCGCUUUCGUCGCGCACAAAUCUGUACUGAUUUACAAAUGCAUUUUAUCGAUCAUUCGUCACUGUGUCAGAAAACGCAGUUAAAUACUUUGCAAAGUGCACGUUCCGUCGCUUGGCCUAACUUGUACAGUACAAAUUAGCCUCUACUUUUUCGAACGACUACUCGUUUAAGUUAACAAUGAGCAGUUACGUGCGGAAGAUUCAAAACCGGUUCGUUUUAACUUGCCGAAACUAUUAUAAUUACAUAUAAGUAACGCCAUUCUAAUAAUAUUCGCGACAAAGCGAUCGAUCAAUACUACCGAACGUUCCUCCGUGGUAAUCGAUAGCAGUUAUCAGUCGACUCGAACGAAUUUUUCUCGCGGAGAAACGAAGAACAAAAUGAAUUUAAAAAAAAACGAAGGAACAGUUCCUCGCAAAUCGCGGCACAUAAUAUUCGCCGGGUUCACCUCGUACGCGAAAGGCGACGUAAACCGUCACCUUUAGGACGAAGUGGAACCGCUGGACGAAAGGGAGAGAGCAGAGGCAAAGCCGGGUAUUGUACAAAGCCGGAAAAUACGCGUGGAGGGGAGCAGUGCGACUUCCGUGCGUUCUAUUUGGUCAGCUCGCUGUAAUUAGCCGUGCGAAAGUGGUACACGUGCUCGUUAGGGAGAAACUCGUCGCUUUAUCGCCGAUACGUGGAGCGAUCUGCGUCUGGGAAACGUCACAAUUAGGAACGCCCGUCCGGGCACAAGACUGAUUGUCGUUCGGGUGGAGAAUCGGAAGGAAAAUCGAUUCCCGAGUCGCACGUCCGUCUCGCGACGUUCACGGGAGCGUGAAAACGGAGAUCUUCGUUUUUACGGCAGGGGGGACGAUAAAGCGACUGUCGCUGUUUCCUCUCGCGCUAGAGUGUUUCGCACUUUCAUGUACGCUCGAGGUAGCGGCCGAGUCAUACGCGAAGGCUUGCAAAUAACGCGAACAACGUGAGCGCGCUUCCGGGCAAACCGGAUGUCUUUCACGUUAGGAGAUGGACGAGGGAGGGUUUAUCCGCCGGACGAGCACGAUGUGACCGAUGUAUGUAUAUAGUAUGUACAUCCGACUGCAGCCACGAUCAAGUCUCGAUUAAUUAAUUCGUACGAACGAAACACCUAUCGACUUUAUCGUCUAACUAGAGAUUACUAUUGCAUGUAAAGAAACGUGUCUUUUAGUUAAUGCCGUAAUAAUUUAAGUCCGAAGCGAGGAGCGAUAUUAUUGUAACAUACUCACCACACAUGUACACAUCCACACGUACACGUACACGCGAGAAGCUACGCCGAAGAUGACGGUAGAUGCACACCUGAAUGACGGACAGCUCACACGAAGAACACGAACUCGUCGCGCUAAUAUUCGAGAAGAAAAAAAAAUAUAUAUAAAUAUAAAUAUUUAUGAUAUGAAUGGCGAUCGGAGAGCGAGAUGAAUUGUGCGGGCGUGGCGGACGAGGAAUCGCCCCGUGUCUUUGAAUCGGAUUCAACGAGACGAGGAAGACAAUGCCAUAGGAAGAGAGAGAGAGACGCGACUGUGCUCGUGCAUCUCCGCGAGCGACUUGUACAGAGAGCGAUGCCUCGUCGCGCACGUGCGAUCUACAUUGUAUUUUACGAUAUUACACGAUUAUAUGUGUACGUACCUACAUGGAUAAACGCAAAAUAGACGUCUAAUGAGGUAUGAGUGGUCGUGAGAUAAGGGGGAAGGGAGGGGGGUGGUGCGCGGCGGCCCGCGUAUAAUUCGAUGAUAAAAUAGGUGGUGUGUAUUAUAGAUAAUGUAGACUCUAGUCAACAUAAUAUUUGUAAGAUGACGCACACACAUACAUUGUCUCGUUCGUUUUCACCAUACACACAUCGUCAGUUCGCAUCAAGCCUCCCCUAACUCUUGAUUUCAUAUUUCUAUCUCUUCCCUUCCUUUUUUCAUCAUUCGCUACGCCUAUGAUCAAGACGGGAGAGAUGACGAUUGGACUGCGUUUUCCCUGUCGUUUAUCGUCGGCGAAACGGCUAUAAAACGGUUAUCUGCCAAUGGGAAAGAGGGCAAUCAUUUUUCUUCUUGUUAAUUCCGUUUUGAAAAGAGCUCCUUUGUGAGUGAAAGAACCGAAAGACAGAAAAAAAGAGAACGGUUCGCCAAUGUUAAUCGCGGAUAAUUUCGAAUAUCGCACGACAAGGCGGACGUGGGGGAGAGGGAUGGUCGUGCUCCAGCGCGUUUGCCGGAUUUCUUUUUACACCUUCGGUAUAAUAAAGACUGCGAUUGUAAUUGUAGUAUUCGCGCGGACCACACGUGGAGGGGAAGGGCGAACGUUCCGAGUUGGUUUUAUGUGAUAUAUAUACGUACGUAUGUGCAUAUGUGUAUUUUAUUAAGUGAAAAACACGGGAGAGCAAAUCGGGAUAGGCAGGAUUGCGCGGAUCUCGUUGGCGCGCAGUCGUUCAGAGUCUGUUACUUAUAUAAAAUACGUAUAUCCAGCGAGAAAGAGAAAGAUAUAUAUAUAUAUAUAUAAAUGGAUGUGUUUUAAGAGGAUGUGUAUAUGUCGAAUGCCUAUCGAAACUUCAAUAGACAACCGUGAAAAAUCACACUCAAGCACGUUCGAUUGUUUCGUACAUAAGUUGCCACGAUUUAUAAACUUUAUAAUUAUCAUUUGUAACGAAUCGUCGCGCAAAGAGCACACGAAGACGAGGAGAAGGGAGGGAGAUAGACUCUCUCUCGCCUCCUCUGAACCGAAACGUACGCCCUAUGGCCUACGGUGAAAUUGUAAAAAGAGAAGGAAGCUGUUUAUACGUAUAAAUUCAUGAUAUUUGACGUGCAUUAAUAAUCCAUACGAUUGAAACACCGAGGUCGGCUGAUGUACACGAAAAUUGUAGCGGUAGGAAGUUUAGGAAAGGGCUAAGAGACACAACGGGUAUCACGAAUCCGCGCCACACCCAAUUAAUAUCCGACGAGUUGACGACACGAGAAAGAUUAAGGCGAAGCCAAUACGUAAAAACGACAGUCAAGACUGCCAAACAAGUACCUACGAGAACAUUCCUUCCUUUCUCUUACCCCUUUUUCUUAACUCUUUCGCUAUGGCACUGGUAAGCAAAAGAAGAGAUCCUUUGUCUUUCAAUCUUUUAGAAAUUCAAAUUCAAUAAUGGAAGAUCUUUCUUCCACACUGGAAAUAGCAGAAGUGUCAAGUUAGUGAUUUAGCAGUCAAGCAGCUGCGAGAUAAGUCAUUUACAAUUGUUAAUCGAUACAUUUCUGUCUAUAUAAAUGAGAAGGGAGAAUUGUAAGUAUUAUGAUCUUCUGAAAGCGCGCGAAAAUAAUGAUAUCAAUUAGAAUAAUUAAUUCGCGAUGUGUUUUCGUUUAUACAUAAAUGAGAAGACUGUAUUAUUUCCUAAAAAGUGUAAAGCGAAAAGAAUAUCAGUUCCAAAAUGGGCUGCGGCCGAUGAUGCGUUACUGUCAAGGAUCCGGCGAUUAUACCCAGUAGCGAAAGAGUUAAAUUCCGAGCAUAGCGACCGCACUGCCUUCGAUAGAAUUUAUAACAGAUCGAUUCUCUGACCGUCGCUCUGGAAUAAAAGAGAUUCAGAAUUCGCGCCAGGAGAGGAGCCGCGUGACGUGCUAAAGUCGCGAGACACGAAAUAUAAAAAUCAAAAGGCUCUGUUUCUCUGUUCCUACGACGUCACGCGAGUCAUCCUCGUCGCGACGCGCGAGCUCAUCGUCGAUUACAAAAUCAUUGAGCGGCAACGACAUGCGUCAAUGAGCCGCGAAGAACGUGAACGCUGGUCUAAUGCAGAGUUCCAUCAAACUCCGUUACUCGACAUACAGUACGUAUCUCAACGAAAAACGUAAAGGAGAAAAAAAAGGAAACAAAAUACGGAAAAAUUUUAGAGGGGUUUAAAUGGAUAUAAUGAUUGCGAUAUCAGUCAUUAUGUGCGAUAGUAUUACUCGUUUUUUUAACUGUACGCUUCAUUCGAGAAGAAUUGUCCGUGCUUAAGAACAUAUACGUAUAAUAAAUAGUUUGCGAGAAAUUUGCAACUGGUCAGAUCAGCCAAGUUUCACUCACCAGCAAGUAAUCAUAGGCCUUCGUAAACGCCGACCUAGGAUUCCAGCAGCCAUUUCUUAAAACGAACGAGACGCAAUUUUCCGAUAAUUGCAAUUAAUUAAGAUAUCGCAAACGCGAUAGCUAAGUUCGUUGCGAUAUACUCAUUAUUAAGUAUCCCGCUACCCAUCAUUUGAGCCUUUUAAUAACUAUCCAUGUACUCGGUUCUUUUUUAGAUUUUAUAUUGAAGUAAGUUACUUGUGUCAAUAUGUAUUUAAUAGAACAUCGCGUUUCAUUAAUUACACAGAAAUUGGUCAACUACAGUUAUCGUAAAAAAAUACUGAAAUAUUUACAUAAAAA